Molecule: messenger RNA, 6141 nt
Organism: Cinara cedri
Lineage: Eukaryota; Metazoa; Arthropoda; Insecta; Hemiptera; Aphididae
Source: the annotation of a GenBank genome assembly
CAAAAGGCAUUUUUCACUAAUUGUUAAUUACUGGACAAAUUUACAUAAAAUUGGAAUUGAAAAAUUACAAUAUUGUGAUAUUAACAAUUUUAUCAGGGUUUAAAGAAGCUUAACAUUUCUCAUAAAAAUGAUAAAAAUUUCAACACAAAUACAAAGGCGAAGACACGAGGUGUAGUGUCAAGCGUAGUGUUAACAUUGAUUUACACAUAAUUUUUUUUUACAUUAUUAUUCAUUUAUUUUCACAUUAAUUGAUCCGUACAUACGAAUUGUAUAUAUAUAUAUAUGAAAAGUUCGUUCAGCGGUGAAGUGAAAUUCGAGUAUGUUGGAGAAUUAAAAUUAAUUGAGUUGAAAGUCGUUCACUCAAAUGCUGGGCGACGCCAUUAUUCCGCGCCCGGAGAGGGGUACCUACCUAUUGCUUGGAAAUAAACACUAAACGGGUUCGUUCUUUUGAAUACUCAGAAAUAUUUAGAUGCAAAUAUUUGUUAUCGUAUGUGAAAUAUUCAAGCAUUUUGUGGUGUCUUAUUAAUUGAUUGGUGAUAACUUGUACACAGUGUACAUUUUAUUCACAGGUACGCUUUAUUCUCUAUAUAUCUGUAUUCAAUGUUAAUUCAUUUUUUUAUUUGUUGAAUUAAAAUUAAUUAUUCUAAAUAUACUAGGUAUAAUUUGUAUAUGAUUAUAUUAAACCAAAUUAUUGUACAUAUUGUUUUAUACAUUGUCUAGAUAAUAAUUGUACAUUUUUUUGGACAGUUUAAUUUGCAACAAAUUGACUAGAUAAAGUUCUUGUAAAAUAUAAAUUGUAUUAAUUUGCUUAUUAUUGUUUAAUUGGUAAUAAUUUGAUUUCAUGUAUUUUUUUUAAUAUUAAUAUUUUUUUUUUGAGAAUAACUUUCCCUCCAAAUUCAUAUUUUACUAUUAUUAACAGUAAAAAAUUAUAAAAAUGAGUGAAUUCCUUCUCAGUUUAAUUUUUUAUAAUAAAUUAAGACAUUUAAACUAAAUAUUAUCAGUUAGUAUUAGUUUUAUAUUCUUCAUAUUUUUAAUAGCACAAAUAACAACAAGAAAAUGACAUUUCUUGUUCUUUUCUGUCGAAAACUUAAAAUAUAUAAUAUAAAGGUAUAUUUUUGAAAAAAUUAUUAAUUUUUUCCAAAAUUUUACUUUAUAGACAAUGAAACUAAAUUUUAAUCAUUGAAUUUUGUAUUAAACAAGAUACUUACAAUUGAUCAUUACAUGUUGUUUGACAUUCAGUAUACGUUUAUAUCUUGUCUUAAAAUUCAAUAUUAAGAACAAUUUUAGUAUCUUAGUAUUUAUAUUAAUUUAUAUUAUUGUUUUUAUAGACAGUAUUUAAAUUAUUGUUCAAAAAAUACACAUAUUUAUUACAUUUUCUCAUAUCUCUAACAUGUACCUAUCAAUACUCAAUAAUUAAUAUAAUAUGUUUUCGCUUAAAUAAAAUUCUUAGUGAAUUUUAAAUUAAUUACAUAUUAGUUAGGUUGUACGUAUAUAGUCUUCUUAAGUAACUUUAGAUACUUGUAGUAAAGUGCUCGAACUCUGUUUAAAUUUUAAGUUAAAUUAUUUACUUAACUAUAGUGUAUUAAUAAUUUCUAUUUGUUUUCAGCUUUGAUGAUUUUCAUUUAUAACUUUAGAAGAAAUAUUAUCUUCAUAUUAUUAUUUUUAAACUAUACAGGUAAAUUAAAUAUACCUCUUAAGUGCAUAUAUAUAUAUAUAUAUACCCACAUAAUUUUUUUUCUAAAUAUUUUUUUCAGAUUUGUCAUUUCACCAAUAAGUAUUUGUUAAUGUUAAUGUUGGUUCAAAAAGAUGGCCAUGAAAAAUAAUUUGAAUAGCACACAUAAAGCUAGCAACUAUAAACAAGUAAAGCGACCAAACGGUAAAUACGGGCAUAUGUCAUUACAAAGUGGGAUUAAUAAAUGUGAUAUUUGUGGAAAAAAUUUUCCAAAAAAGUUAUUUGACCAUAUCAGAAAAUUCCAUUAUCAAUAUUUCUGUAUAGUUUGUAGAGCUAGAUUUAAGGUACAUAAAGAUCUAAUAUGCCAUGUAAAAGAUGUACAUCAAUUAUUGGCUUCAGAAAAUUUGAACAAAGCUCAAGAUGAAUUUAGCAAUAAAAUGAAUAAAAGAUAUUUUGCAGAACCUCCUGCUGUUUCACAACUACCAAUUUCACCAUUAACGAUUUCUCAGUUAUCAAAUAGUAGUUCUGAUGAUGAAGAAUUACUAUUGGAUAAUCCAGAUGUGAUAAAUAUAAUUAUAGGUACCAAAAAUUCUAAACAACACAAAGAAGAAACAGAAAUAACCAAUAUUGUUAAUGACAUUGUAAUAGAAGUUUUGGAAGAUUUUAAAGCUAAAGAGCUUUUUGAAAGUACAUUACAAGACUUAAGUUGUUCCGAUGGAUCUGUAACUGAUGAGUCUGAUUAUAAAACUGUAAAUAAAUUACGUUCUUCAGAAAAUGAUACUUAUUCUCAUUAUUCUAAAACUCAAAAUAAUUGUGACAAUUUUCUUUCAAGUAAUGUGUAUGAUUCUGAAAUUAAUGAAAUCAAUGAUAAAAUGUGUACUUCACACAAAUAUCCAAGUAAUGAAAACCUACAGCCAUCUCAAACUGUACACAUUGUCGACAAAGAAUUUAAACUGGGUAUUAAAAAUAUGACUACUGUUUUAUCAGAAAAAAGUCCAUGGUUAAAUGGACCAGAUACAAUGCAAAAUAUUAAUAACUCAGCAAAAAGUGAAAAUGAUCUUCUUGUUAUGGCUUUAACUCUUGAUCAUAAAUUGGUAGAUAUGAAAUUAAAUAUAAUACUAAAAGAAUGCAUUAGAACAUCAUGUUUAACUUGUGUAUAUUGUCACAAUUCUACUUGUAUUGCUGUGAAUGGUAAACAACUAGCAUUACACAUGAUUGAAAAACACCGUUUUAUGACUGUAAAAAAUGAAUCUUCUGAAGAUGUUGCUAACAUAUUAAAAUCAAAUUUAAAUAUUUUAGAAAAUGUUUAUUUAAAUUCAGAAAACUUUGACUCUACUGAUGAAUUAAGUCACACUUCAUUUAACAAUACAUUCUAUUGUUUUAAUUGUCAAUAUACAUCAACGCAAAUGAAAGAAGUAAAUUCUCAUAAGCGUAGUAUUCAUUCAAGAAAAACAUAUGAAUGUUUAAUGUGUAAAAUAACUUUUUCCAAUUAUAGUGAGCUCCAUUGCCAUUUAUGUCCUGGUACGGAACUUGGAGUUUGGCAGAAUGUGUUGUUUAGAUGUUUAUUCUGUGGUCAGAGUCAGAUUCCUUCUGCAUUCCGAUGCAUGGUUCAUUUACGAAAAGCACAUAAUGCAUGUGAUUAUUGUUUAGAAACAUUCCCAAAUCAACAAAGUUUAGCAAUACAUGUCAACAAACAUAAAAUGAGACACAUAUGUUUGAAAUGUAAUAUAACUUAUCUUAACAAAAAAGAUAUUUUUGAACAUAUGUUUUGGAAACAUAAUAGAGAUAGCAAAGAAUGUAAAUUAUGUCUUACAAAGAAAUGGCCUUACACAUAUCAUUUUUGUGUUCCACCUACAAUAUUCGCUUGUGAUGAAUGUAAAAGAACAUUUUCAAAUGCAUUAUUGUUAAGAGUACACGAAAGAUGGCACACUGGUAACAUUCCAUAUGAAUGUAGUACUUGUCAUAGCAAAUUUAUUUCAAAAAAGUUACUUAAGAAACAUGAAAUAAUUCAUAAUGAAUUAAUAUCUUCAACAAAAAAGAAAAAGAAGAAGAAGAAAAAAAAAGGUGAUGAUUAUAAUCUUCCCCCUUUAAAUCUUUCUUCUGAUAGUGACACUGAAAAAACCCCUCGUAAUAAACCAGAAAAAUAUUUAAAAUCACCAAGCCCAAGUGGGAACAACUAUUGGGAUUAUGUUAGUAAACAAAAAAAAGAAUUAGUAAAUAUUGCAUUACUGGAUCAUGACUACACUUUAUUGUCCACUAUUCAACCUGCAAUAAAAUCUCCUCAGUAUCCAGAUGAAUUGACAACUAAUGUUAAUGGUAGUGAAAAUCUAUUAAAUAAUUCUUUUAACAAUUCAUUAUGUCAAAGAUCAUCAUGUUCUUCUCACUGUAAUUCAUCAUCAUCUUUGUCAAGUUCUUGUGGUUCUAAUUGUUCAUGUUCAUCAUCGUGUUCUUCAUCAAGUGAUUCUGAUACAGGGGAAAAGAUAAAAACAAUAGUCGAAAGUCCAAAAAAACAUAAAAAAAAGAAAAAAGAAAAAAAAAUUAAGGUUCCAAGUGCCAAAAAAAUUAAAAAUUUCAAUUUAUAUGCAUUAGAAUCAGAUUUGGAAAGUGAAUUUUCAAAUACAGAUAAUGAAGAAUACUAUGAUAUUAAUCCAGUACCUUUGCAUCCUGAGGUUAAUAUGGUAUCUAAAGAUAUUUUACCAGUAAAACAAGAAAAUCUUAUUGAAAAUAAACCCGUUUCUGUUAAUAUGAACAGUACGUUAAUGCCUCAGAUAUCUCCUAUGGGACAAAAUUAUAAAUUAUCUAAACCAUUAAAUAAUCCUUAUCAAUAUACAAACAUUGAAUCUCAAUUAUUGGGAAAUAACGUGAUUGGUUUAUCUCACAAUGAAUGUAAAAUACCUGAGGAAUAUGAAAUGUAUAGAAAUAAUUAUUCAUCUACAAAUAGUUUAUCGUAUAAUGAAGAAAGUAUUGACAAUAAUUUAAAUAAAAAUUCAAUUGAAAUUUGCAAUGGAAAUAAUAAUUUACAUAGUGUACAAAAUGAUUUAAAUUUGAGUAAAUACCAUAGCCAACGAGUUGAUAAAAGACAUUAUUCAAAAAAACAUUUUAAUUCAUCAUUUACAAAAAGGCCAACAAAACGUAAAUCAAAAUUCAAGACAUCUAAAAAUAUUUCUCAACUUCCUAAAGAGAUUACAUAUACUUCUUCGCCGCUUUCAAUGAAUUCUUCUUAUUUAACAAGUACAUCAGAUUUAUCUAAAACCAGUAUGUCACCAAAUGAUACCCGCCAGUCUAAACGACAACCUAAAAAAAGAAAAUUUUUUGGUUAUGAGAGUAGUGAUGAAGAACAGAUACCAAAUGGAGAUUCAUCAUUCAUUCAUCAAUUUCCUCCUCAUCUCCCAUCUUCAAUAAAAAAACACCAAAAACGAAAGCACAAACCAGAGUCACCAAUUCAAUUUCAACCAAAAACUUCUAAAUUAACACAAUCUCAACAAACAAGACCUAUUGUGGAUGUUAGAAUUAGCAAAACUGCAGUACCAACUAUUGAUGAUGAAACAGACAGUGACAGUGAUUCUGGAAAUUUAGUUAUUGAACUUCCUAAAUUUGUAGAACAAAAAGCAGUCCAAAGUACUGAGAGAUUAUAUUGUCACUGUAGGUGCCCAUAUGAUGAAGUAUCUGAAAUGAUUGCAUGUGAUAAUCCAAAUUGUCGUGUGGAAUGGUUUCAUUUUGAUUGUGUAGGUAUUACAAUUGCUCCAAAAGGUAAUUGGUAUUGUCCAGAUUGUCGUUAAAUACAAAUAAUAUGUUAAUAUUAAUAUUAAUUAAUGACCAAUGUAUUUUAAUUUAACUAUUAAUUUGUUUGUAUAUAUUUGUUAAAUGUUUCAAAAAAAAAGUAUUGUUUGUACGUAAUAUGUUUUGGCUUUUUUCAUGUAAAGAUGCUGAAAAUGUAAACAUGUUUAAAAAUAAAGAAAUACAUGUUACAUAUUAAUUAAUAUAUUAUAUAUAUUAUUGAAGUUAAAUGUAAUUUAUACUUUUGUAUAUAUAUUUUGUAUUUAUUUAUUUUUUGUAUGAAAAUAUUCCUAAAAUAUUGAAAGAUAUUUACUAGUUUUUUUUCUUAAUAUUAAAAUUCAUAAUAUUUUAGAAUAAUACAGAUAAACAAAACAUUAUUUGUAAUGAACUAUUAUUAUUCCAAUAAUUUUAGUUUAUUAUUAUUUUUAAAAAUAUGUACAAAUACCUAAAACUCUGUAAUUUAAAUUGAUUAAAUAAGAAAUUGUUUUUAGUUAAUGAAGACCAAAAUUGUAACUAUAGACAAUUUAUUUCCUAAUAAUCAUUUCCAUGUAUUAUUAUUAUUAUUAUAAUUAUUAUUAUUAUUAUAAUUAUUAUUAUUAUUAUUAUCAUCAUUUUAGUAUUAACUUGAUUUAGAAUUACUUGUUUGAAUAAAAUACAAUUUUGUAAAUGUUAUGUGAAGAAUAACUACCAGC